UCUCGUCCACAUCCCUCUUACAACAACAUCACACAUAUCACGGGCGACUCACACGACUUCAUGUCGACAGCCCCUACACUCUUCACCUCGCAAGACUACAUCAGUGACCACUUGUGGAAGGCCUCAGUGAACUAAAAGCUACUUCGAGCCCUUCGCAGGGGAUCCAAUCAAUUCAACAAUCCAACAACCACCAUGGCCACCGCUAUUCUAUCCCGAACCUUGAAGCCGUCUUUCAAGACCGCCUUCUCCAGGUCCACCAACCAGAUCCGAUGCAAUGCCACCGUCGCUCCCGGCAUGCCACGAGUGCCAGCGGCUGCUCCCUCCACUCGCUCGACCAAGCCAUCGUACGAGCGUGCCACUUUCACCAUUCGAGAUGGUCCGAUUUUCCACGGAAAGAGCUUCGGUGCGAGGACCAACAUCAGUGGCGAGGCUGUCUUCACGACCUCGCUCGUGGGAUACCCGGAGUCGAUGACCGACCCUUCAUACCGUGGACAAAUUCUCGUCUUCACUCAGCCUCUGAUCGGCAACUAUGGAGUGCCGUCCAAUGCCCGUGACGAGUACGGUUUGCUCAAAUACUUUGAGAGUCCAAACAUUCAGGCAUGUGCCAUUGUGGUGGCGGACGCCGCACUGCAGUACUCGCACUGGACUGCAGUCGAGAGCUUGUCGGAGUGGUGCGCUCGCGAGGGCGUGCCGGCGAUUACCGGAGUGGACACUCGUGCCAUUGUCACCCAUCUUCGUGAGGAGGGAUCCUCGCUUGGAAAGAUCACCAUUGGCGAGGAGUACGAUGCUGACGAGGACGAGGCCUACGAAGACCCAGCUAAUGUCAACCUGGUCCGCAAGGUGUCCACCAAGGCUCCCUUCCAUGUGCCGUCUCCCAAUGGCAAUGCUCACGUUGCCUUGAUCGACUGCGGUGUCAAGGAGAACAUCAUUCGCUCAAUCGUCAGCCGUGGCGCCAGUGUGACUUGCCUACCAUACGAUUAUCCAAUCCACAAGUCUGCCCACCACUUUGACGGUGUCUUCAUCUCCAACGGACCCGGAGAUCCCACCCACUGCCGAAGCACCAGUGACAACCUUCGCACGCUCAUGAACACCAGCCAGAUCCCAAUCAUGGGAAUCUGCCUCGGUCAUCAGCUGCUCGCGAUCGCAGCCGGAGCUGGCACGACCAAGAUGAAGUACGGCAACCGUGCCCACAACAUUCCCGCGCUGGACCUCAGCACUGGCAAGUGCCACAUCACCAGCCAGAACCACGGUUAUGCUGUUGAUGCCACAACCCUUCCCAACGACUUCAAGGAAUACUUCACGAACUUGAACGACGGCUCCAACGAGGGCAUGAUUCACAAGUCCCGCCCGAUCUUCAGCACACAGUUCCAUCCGGAGGCCAAGGGUGGUCCAUUGGACAGCAGCUACCUUUUCGAUGCGUACUUGGAGAGUGUGAAGAAGUACAAGGCCAGCCAGGACGUGCUCAAGGGCGGUGCCGACAGCAAGCCCAGCCCACUUCUGGUGGAUUUGCUGGCGAAGGAGAGAGUGGGUGUUGCUCCAGGGCAGAGCUGAAU
Messenger RNA from Zymoseptoria tritici IPO323, 1553 nucleotides. RefSeq names its product carbamoyl-phosphate synthase (glutamine-hydrolyzing). The coding region runs from base 193 to 1551 and encodes 452 amino acids. Gene Ontology annotation, molecular function: carbamoyl-phosphate synthase (glutamine-hydrolyzing) activity. NCBI's taxonomy places the organism in Eukaryota, Fungi, Ascomycota, Dothideomycetes, Mycosphaerellales, Mycosphaerellaceae. Gene Ontology annotation, cellular component: cytoplasm; carbamoyl-phosphate synthase complex. Gene Ontology annotation, biological process: L-glutamine metabolic process; 'de novo' pyrimidine nucleobase biosynthetic process; L-arginine biosynthetic process. The record is from RefSeq and is a predicted model, not a curated record. The transcript is spliced from 2 exons.